GUUCUAGUUGGAACUUCAAUAUAGUCAAGCGAUGGUUAUCAGAGCAAUUAGAGGAGGAAAUCUGUUCAUCUGGUAUUUGCAGCUCUUCUCGUCAAGAUCAACUGAUACAUACCUGUAGAGAGGAAAAUGCUGUUGCAAAUUUCUUAGCAAAUAAGGGAGUUUCAGAGAGAGAAAACAAGGAGAAUAUUUCUUCUAAUGAGCUUCCAUUCCAAGCUCGGUUAUUGAUGUUGCAAGAUCAAUAG
This is a messenger RNA of Ilex paraguariensis (yerba mate), 242 nucleotides long. The record is from the annotation of a GenBank genome assembly. NCBI's taxonomy places the organism in Eukaryota, Viridiplantae, Streptophyta, Magnoliopsida, Aquifoliales, Aquifoliaceae.